ACGACUCUCAGAGGAACAGAAAACGUACGAGGCGUAUCUUGAGUCGGCUGCAGGAAUCUCACCCGAGGAGACGGAGCGAUGACGCUCGAUGGAGGGACUCUACCAUCUCAAACAGGCAAGCGCUGAGGCCGUUACUAUGGCGCGAGGAGAGCGCACCCGGCAACAGGAAAACGUGAUAGAGGAGAGAAGGCUGGGUCAACUUCUUUUGGAGUCGGCCGAGUCUGAAAAGCCAAAAGGUCGGACGGGGUCAGACUUGGAGGGCAGCACUAUCUCCACGCGUUACAGCAGGAGGCGCAUCACUAUUCAGCAACUCGAAAAGCAGCAGCAGGAAGUGUUACAGCAAGUAAAGGAGCAGCGCGACUUGAUGGCACAGCAGGUCGCACUGCAAAAAGAUGUUGACUAUCGCAAACAACAAGCCCUGCGAGGGGAGGAGAGGGAGGCCGCCAAGAAGGCGCGACAGGAGCAGAGAGACUUGGAGAAAGAGGAGCGGUUGCGGGACUGGGAACGCGAGAAGCAGCGGAAGGCUGAAGCAAUGGAACAGGAGCGACAAAGUCGGCGAGGUGAUACCGAUGAGCGGCACCAUAAGGAGGUCUUGGAUAUCAUUAGACAGCAAUCAAUGACCAUUCAGCUUCUCGCCCAGGUCAUCCUGAAUAUGCAACAAAAGUCAUGAAGCACUAUCGCCAGAAAAAUGAAAUCAUGUUUUAUUAUUGGCUGAGGCACUCGGCUGCAGUGAAGUUGUCCAUUAUAAAGCGUCUACUAGUCUGGGACCCAUGGUAACAAGUGUGAAGGUUUCGUCCACUUGGCGACCACACGUUGCUUGGCCAUCAUCCGGUUAAAGGCGCACUGCUGAGGA
Messenger RNA from Gamsiella multidivaricata, 853 nucleotides. RefSeq lists its product as uncharacterized. The coding region runs from base 89 to 670 and encodes 193 amino acids. NCBI's taxonomy places the organism in Eukaryota, Fungi, Mortierellomycota, Mortierellomycetes, Mortierellales, Mortierellaceae. The record is from RefSeq and is a predicted model, not a curated record. The transcript has 2 exons.